Molecule: messenger RNA, 4109 nt
Organism: Oncorhynchus masou masou (cherry salmon)
Lineage: Eukaryota; Metazoa; Chordata; Actinopteri; Salmoniformes; Salmonidae
Product: BCL2/adenovirus E1B 19 kDa protein-interacting protein 2-like
Exons: 10
Coding region: 269-1297 (342 amino acids)
Biological process (GO): apoptotic process
Cellular component (GO): cytoplasm
Source: RefSeq, a predicted model, not a curated record
CUUGCACUGGCAAUAAAUACACCACACCUUGACUCUCAGGUGUGGCAAAUUGUGUCAGUGCAAUCUGAGGCUUCGUCAUGAGAUCAGCAAAACCAUAACGUUUACCUCUUUCACUCAAAGGUUACUCAUUGUACAGUUGCUGUACUUUUAACAAAGGCAUUGAAAAGUUUUGUCGGCCUGUCAACCAAACACCACCAACAAGGUCUGCUGUUACUCUUGACAACAUCCAAUCAGGAAACUUGGCACUGAGAACCUGCACAGCAACAACAUGGAGCCAAGAGAGGAAGAGCAAGAAAUGGAGAAGGAGGAGGAGGACAUUUACAUUCCCAGGUCACCUCCCAGGAAUGCUCAUGGCACAGAUGCAGUCUCUGGAAACCCCACAUUAGCUGCUGAUGACAGGCCAGCCCCGCCCAGCAGCCUGGCUCUGACAGGGCCCCGACCCAGGAAGAAGCGUCUGGUGGCUCCCGCCCUAAGUCUGACGCUGGAUCGCAGUGACUCGGCGGUGUCCGACGACUAUGCCACAGCUGCCCUCUCUCCCUCCCCUGAUGACGACGAUCUGGGGCUGGACAUCGACUUGGAUGCCAUGGAAACGCCCUCGGACAGCGAGUCCCUCCAUUUUCCAGUGCACGACAUGGAUUUGGAGGAUGACCUGCUUCGUCUGGGAGUGGCAUCCCGUUUCCAUAAGGCCCGUGGGUCAGUACCAGAGCAGAUGGGAGUGGGCUCUCUUGACCAAGACCAAGUGGACAGCCAGGGCACUAGGUGGCGCCGGUUCCGCACAGGAGAUCCGCUUCAGGAUAGUCUGGUCAACAUGAGUGUACUGGAACCUUUCCUUCGAGUCUUGUCACAUGGGGGUUACUAUGGAGAAGGGUCUAAUGACAUCAUUGUGUUCUCUUCCUGCUAUCUCCCUGAAAACAACAUGGAGAACUACCAGCAUGUCAUGGACAACCUGUUCAGGUACGUUGUGGGAACGUUGGACCUGAUGGUUGCGGAGAACUACGUCAUUGUGUACCUGUGUGCCAUGGCCCAGCGUGACAAGCUCCCCACCAUUGGCUGGCUCAGAGAGUGUUACACCACCGUUGACAGAAGGUUGAGGAAGAAUCUGAAAGGUCUGUACAUUGUACACCCAACCUGGUACAUCAAGGCCCUGAUCACCAUCAUCAAGCCCUUCAUCAGCUCCAAAUUCAGUCGCAAGCUUCAGUUUAUCGACAGCCUUCGGGAGCUGUCCCAGCACAUCCCUGUUGAGCGUGUGCAGAUCCCCGACUGCGUCAGACAGUUUGACGAGAAUAUGGACAGGUGAUAUGCUGAGAAGGUUGAUCUGGACCACAGUGCAAAGGUGCAUGAAGACAAAACAGUGGACUAAAAAAAGGCUCCAAUCUGUCAACUGGACACGGAGGAUGAACCUGGCUGCCCAAUCUCACUUCAGUUGUCCUAUGAGACAACUUUAACCAAAGCAUCUACUGAAGGACCGCAAGAAGAAACUGAGCUCCAAAGGUAUCGAGACUGUAGCCACGUUUCCAUCCACAGUUUUUAUGCAGUAAAAUCAUACCAUAUAAACAUUUAAAAAACAACAGCUGAUGGAAACAGGAAGUUUCGCUACAAUGUUAUGAAUGCAGACAGAUCAUUUGUUCGUUUGACAUGUCGGGAUAUUUUUGUGUCAGUAAAAUGAAUAAUGUGAGAAAUGGCAGUGGAAACGCCUUCAUGCACAAAUAUUGAUAUAAUAACCACCAUAUCGAAGGUAACUUGGAGUCACGCGAUGUAAUGGGGCGUGGUUCUCCCGCUACAACUCAGGAAACCAUGCAGAUUAUUAGGCUACAGAUGAAGUGAUGGAUUUUACAGGGUGGUGAAAGUGCAAUGUGAUCUUUAUGCCCCUUUCCAAUAAAUAUUGAGGGUCUUAUUCUGGUGACAUGAUGAUCCGUGCUUGACUGCCAUUUUUGACCACUAAAAAUAUUCUCACCUCUUAUCCAUAAUAAUCUCAUCAUGUAGACUUAAAGCCAAUUUAUGCUGGCUCUGCAUAUGUGAUUCUUACAGAGGAUGUGAAGCAAUUGCACAGCCUCUGAAGCCUUGUGGAGGCAAAACCGAGCUCCGUACCGCAUCACCGUGAGCCUCCCAAAAUUUAUGACAGUGCAGAGGGCUCCGUAUAGCUCCGUAUUGACAUGAUUGGUUGACAGUAGAUGGGGGCGGGAUGGGGUCCUGUAUUAACACAAACUCACGUCCUUGACAACAUUUCCGCAAAGCGCAAGAAGUAUGAAUGUCCUGACUUCUGCAGAGACCAUAUAGCAGUAAAUGCUGUACGGCCACCGCAAAUGACGGAUUGACCAUGCAGAGCCUUUAGACGCAGCACAACCCACCCACACUGUAUCUGCAAGCUGUUGGCUAGAGAACACGUACCAAGACCAGAGUGGGCACAUUUGCUAUUAAAUGCAACAGUUUCUGUGACAAAACUAUCAGCAGAGUUGAAAAUGCAAUGGAAACAUAUUUAAUUUUUAAUUUUUAUGCGUACAUGAAAACUUAAGCGAAAAUGUACAUUUUGUGUGCACUACGUUAUUGCGCACUGUCAAUUUUGUGGAAACACACCACUGGUGGGAAAAUGCACACAUUUUCUAUAUGCCAAUUCUAGAGUAUUAGCAUGAAAAUCUGUAGCCAGUUGGAUGGGAACCUAGCGAGUGACACGUUUUGUUGUUUUGGCUCUCCACUCCAGCACUUGGAUUUGAUAUGGAUACAAUGACUAUUAAAGUGCAGACUGUCAGCUUAAAUUUGAGGGCAUUUUCAUCCAUAUCGGGUGAACCGUUUAGAAACUACAGCACUUUCUGUACAUAGUCCCUCCAUAUUAGGGGACCAAAGUAUUGGGACAAAUUCACUUACACUACCAUUCAAAAGUUUGGGGACACUUAGAAAUUACCUUGUUUUUGAAAGAAAAGCAUAUUUUUUUGUCCUUUAAAAUAACAUCAUUAUUGAUCAAAAAUACAGUGUAGACAUUGUUAAUGUUGUAAAUGACUAUUGUAGCUGGAAACCGCAGAUUUCUUUAUGGAAUAUCUACAUCGGCGUACUGAGGCCCAUUGUCAGCAACCAUCACUCCUGUAUUCCAAUGGCAUGUUGUGUUAGCUAAUCCAAGUUUAUCAUUUCAAAAGGCUAAUUGAUCAUUAGAAAAUCCGUUUGCAAUUAUGUUAGCACAGCUGAAAACUGUUGUUCUGAUUAAAGAAGCAAUACAACUGUCCUUUAGAGUAGUUGAGUAUCUGGAGCAUCAGCAUUUGUGGGUUUGAUUACAGGCUCAAAAUGGCCAGAAACAAAUAACUUUCUUCUGAAACUGGUCAGUCUAUUCUUGUUCUGAGAAAUGAAGGCUAUUCCAUAUGAGAAAUUGCCAAGAAACUGAAGAUCUUGUACAAUGCUGUGUACAACUCCCUUCACAGAACAGAGCAAACUGGCUCUAACCAGUAACCUCGGUGCACAACUGAGCAAGAGGACAAGUACAUUAGUGUCUAAUUUGAGAAACCGACACCUCACAAGUCCUCAACUGGCAGCUUCAUUAAAUAGUACCCGCAAAACACCAGUCUCAACGUCAACAGUCAAGAGGCGACUCCGGGAUGCUGGCCUUCUAGGCAGAGUUCCUCUGUCCAGUUUCUGUGUUCUUUUGCCCAACUUAAUCUUUUAUUUUUAUUGGCCAGUCUGAGAUAUGCCUUUUUCUUUGCAACUCUGCCUAGAAGGCCAGCAACUCUGCCUAGAAGGCCAGCCUACCCUAACGCUCAGAGGAUUCCGCAUGGUCCUAAAGAACAACUUUUCCUUGUUUUGUAUCGCAUUCCAAUAAUGAAACUGGGGGGGACAAAAAUACAAUUUCAGAAUGUUCGGGGGACAUGUCCCCACUGGAAGUUGCACCCCUGCUCAUAUGACAUUAUUGGAUAAUUCUUUGUGUUUGUUUUUUCUCUCUUCCAUAUCCAGAUGACUGUUCAUUUAGACAAUGAAGUUCAUUAUUGUAAUACACUAUCUAAAAUAUAUUUUAUUGUAAUGCUCUGUCAGUGCUGAUAAGGGUGUGUGUUUAAAUAACAGGUGAUGAUAUCAUUGACUGAUGAUGUCUUUAUCGAUUCAUCCAUUUGCAAUAAAACAAAAUUAUCUGA